UAACGCACGACAUCCCACGAGACUUUCCGCACUUGUUUUGCGUUUUAUAUAUAUAUAUAUAUAUAUAUAUAAAAAUAUAUAUCCAUGUAUUUGUGCUUACAAAUGGGAGGAAAAGAAGUGAAAUACAGGUACCCGAUGAAUCGAGUGAAGUAACGAAGUAGGCUGUACUUGUGUUUGGUGACUUCCCACACAGCUGUUGUCAAUGAAUGGGCAUCCCACCCCUCAACUGCGCUGCCACAGUGCGUAAAAAGGCGCGUUGACCUACGGCGGGCGGGCGGCCAGCGGAUGAACUUCUCCCAACUAUGUCACGGCUUCACGCAUGAGACGCUUUUGCGACGACGCGCUCGCUUGCGAAAGCGUCAGCUCCAGAUGUCCGCGCAUCGGAAGGAAACACGCAGCCACCCGCGACGGGAGUGACUCACGCGUUCGAGUGCUCGAAUAAGCGGUCGCCGGUGCGGACGGGGAGAUUUGUGACUGCGCGGGGUUAUCGGGCUCCUUUGUGCUCCUACUUAAAAGCCCGAGCUGCGCGCUUUUGAUGGGGCGCAGAGGCGUUGAGCCGCAGCUGCUGAUCCAUAUGGAGAACGCGCGUGCGCAUCUUCAUCGAGCGCCACACUUUUGGCUCGCCUCAAACGCCCUUUAGCUUCAAAGUGCUCCGCGAGUGUCGCACAGCGAGCGCACGGCGAGCUCAGCGGCAGGGAAGAGGCCUCGCAAAACUUGACUUUGGGACAUUUUCACGAGAGCCUUGUCCGCGAAGAAGAUGCGUCAGGAGGUCGCGAGGAGACUUCACAUGUCGCUUGUCAUGUUCUCCAUGCUGCUGCUCGGCUUGGCCUCGGGAUUCCCGAGCAGACACAGGAACGCUGCUCACAAGGGUGACGGCCACCCAGUUCACAGCGGAGGCAUCCAGUAUGACCCCGACGCCUCGGAGAAGCAGAACCAGGUGCAGAGUGUGCCGGAGCCCCACAGCCAUCAGAGAAAGUGGCCCCACCCUCAGCACCGCUCCGUUGGGGUACUUCCUCAGCCAGAACCCGAGGAGGAGACUGAGCCCUUCAUCCUGGAUUUGAAGAACUUCCCAGACCUGGCUAACGCUGAUUUGAACUCUCAGAACCCCAACAUACAGGUCACCAUCGAGGUGGUGGAUGACCCUCAGAUGGAGGUCGAGAUGGACCUGGCCGAGGACAGCGACUGGAUACCAUCCUCUUCCUCCUCUCCCUCUUCCUCAGUCGAUUGGCUGGGAGGAAAGAAGCUUUUCUGGCCGCUUUUCUGGAGUUACACCGACUCCAGCGAGGACGCCAACAGCCGCUCAACCGUAGAAGAAACCAGCGAGGAAGAGGAGGACGAUUAUUCUCUCUACGGCAGCGAGGAGCCCUCGCUCAGCGGCGUGGGUGGGGAUUGGGGUAGUUACUGGAACGAAGGCUGGGAUCCUAUACAGACCUACUAUGAGAAGGAGGAUGACGAGUGGACUCCGUGGUCUCCUUGUUCGGUCACGUGUGGGCCUGGUGAGAGGAAGAGAACAAAGUCAUGUGGCUACUCUUGUACUCUGACAGAAGCCUCGAAGUGUGACCCGGAGCCUUGUCCUGGUGAAGUCAACGCUGUGGUAGAGCCUUUCCCUUUCGACAUGGAAAACGGCACAGAGCCAUUUGGAACAGAUGUGGACAGCUGUGAAAAGUGGCUGAACUGCAAGAGCGACUUUCUCCAGCGGUACCUGCGCCAGGUGUUCUUGGAGCUGCCCAGCUGCCCUUGCUCCUUCCCCUCCGCGGUGGCGUACACGGUGGUCAGCGUCUACGACGACUCUCACGGCCAGACGUUCCGAUGGCGCGACGCCAGCGGCCCCAAGGAGCGCCUCGACAUCUACAAGCCGUCGGCCCGCGGCUGCAUCCGCUCGGCGCUCUCCGGCGACUCGUCCACGCUGGCGGCGCAGCACUGUUGCUACGACGACCGCGGGCGGCUCAUCACGAGGGGGAAAGGCGCCGGCAUGCCCGACUUGAUCAGCACCGAGUUCUCGCCAGAGCUGCACUUCAAAGUGGACGUGCUGCCCUGGAUCCUGUGCAAGGGGGACUGGAGCCGCUUCCACGCCGUGCGACCGCCCAACAACGGCCUGGAGUGUCCGGACAACCCUCAUGAAGACGUGUUCAUGAAUGAAUUGGAGGAGGCCAGGGAGUACUGACGGCCUACCUUUAAAAGUCAUGUACAAUUUGUCUCAAGCAUGCGGCAGCCAUUUAUCAUGCAUUACCAAGAGAAAACCUUCCCCAAUCUCCUCACACCAACCAGGCUCCAGUGAAGGAAGUCACUGGCACAAAUGACAGAAAACACAAAAUUGGAGCUCCUUGUAUUCGGUUUUGUACCUGCUAGCGUCUUUCGUGGUGUCUAAAAAGGACUACAAGAACCUGAUUGUGCUCGGUUUAGUUUUGGCACAAGGGAAUGUAGACGUACAGGCUGGUUAUACUCACAAUGAUGCUGCUACACACUUAAACGAAAUAUACAGUAAAUUAGGUAUACAGGAAAGGGCUCUAGUUUCGAAGACGGCGGAGUGCAAAAACUGUGGCAUAUCUGUGCAAGGCUCGCUGCGUGUGUUCGCCAAUUUGGCAGAACGGUCCGCAAAGAGCUGGACUUUGCGCCGCAGUGAGGGUCCUCGGGCUUGCGCACGGCAGAGUGACAAUUUGGUGGCAGAAAGCAGGUAGACCGCUGGUACAAUGCGAUUUUGGUGAAUUUGAUCGGGGCAGAGGCAGACAGAUUCUGAGCUUCGCGGACAUUUCUGUUGGAUGACAGAUGUAAUCCAUUCAUAAAUAUGUGAACAGCAGGCAUCAAACUCUCUGAAUCAUUGUAGAAAUCAAUUCAUUGAACGUAUUAAGACUAUCAUAAUUAUAUUUUUUUUAAAUCAUCCCUCUGACCUGGGGGGCCCAAAAUUCACAUCCUUCGCCCGUGGAGAUCUUGCAGUUCCGUAUAAACGUAACACUGGGGAACAAUUUGAAAAAAAUAAUUGUUGCUAGAUUUUUAUGCUGAUUGAAACUAAAAUUGGCAUCCUGAUUCCAAAAUUGCAGUCAGUUUUUUUUCUCGCACGUCAUGCUUACCCACCAGAUGAGCAAAAUUCCACUGAUUAGCUGUAGUAAGACUUGCCAGCUGAUUACGAUUGGACUCGUCUACAGCUACGUGGCAACUUGUUUGUGCAGUCACAAUUGAGUCGGUGCGGUGGGAGGUGCGUGCAGUUCCCAAUAGGUCAGUACUAUCAAUAUCUGCAAACAGAAAGCUAGCAUAGUAGGAAUUGAGAGGAUUUGUGCCAUAUCCUUUGUAAAACAUAAUCGUGUUAAAUAAACACUGCAGUCAUGCCUGUUUCUUUCAUAUUUCAUUUUCUGUCAAUAUUUGAAAAGUUUUAUAAAACAAGCACAUAUCUGUGAAGUACAGUUUUUCGUAUUUUUUUUAGAAAACUGGGAUCUCUACUUCAAAAACUUGAUGUGAUAGAGAACAACUGAGAUCAGUUUUGGAUUCUGCACCCAAAAAUGAGUUAAAAGCAGCUGUCAGACCUAACUCAACAAAAAUCGUGUUCCCCAGCGUUGUGUGCGUCGACCACCCGGACUCGAGAAAAUCUGUUUCCUCUUCUGCCAUGUCAAAAACUGGCAGUGCGCUUCUUCCGCGCCCCGUUUAAAGGGAAUGAGAUGACCCGCUCUGAUAGGACAGUAUUGAAGUCUGCUGUGAUCACGCCAACGUCAGCGCAGCAAAUGCGCCGGGCUGCGCCGGUCCACGAAAUGACCAACUCUGGGUUUAACGUGCCUCCGCACAGUUAGGCCAUGUGCCGCGCAGGAUUUAUGCCAUUCACGAAAAUAGAGCCCAUAGUCUCAUUUUUAAAUCACUUUGAAUCAGGAGAUGAAUGCUACGUUCACAGCUGUGCUUGUGAAAAUGGUGACAAAAAUUCUGAAUUCAACCAAUUUGUCACAGUGAUCCAUUUUCAUAGCCAGGGGGAAAAGAUGGCGGGUGCCAAAUAGUUGAAAAGCUGUUUGGUGCCUGUGUACAUCCAACCUCCUUCGUCUCUAUGUUGCAGGCAUAUGAAAAGAAGCGUCUCUGCUUCCAUGGUGUUUGUGUCUCUACCAAGUACUCAGGGGGACUCCAAAAGUAAAUGCCUUGAAAAAAUGUCAUCCAUUUACCUCGACAAUUGGGUCUGGUACGAAACGGGCGGUAUCGGGUGUGGGUCAUCCAGAUCAGAAGUGAUGAACAAAUGAUGCUUUUUGUUUGGAUGUGUGCUCAGUUGUGGUGAUCAGACAAAGGAUAUUCCCGUUCCUGCGCUCUCUCACUCUUAUAUAUAUAUAUAUAUAUAUAUAUAUAUAUAUAUAUAUGUAAUACACACACACUCAAUAGUUCAACGAAAUAGCGAUGAAUGGUCCUUUCUAUCUGAUCAUACUUCUAUGGAUGCUGGCUCCAAAUCCUCUUUUUUUUUUUUUUUUUUUUUUUUCUUCAGGAACUGGACUGAUUUGAAUGGAAGGCACUUUAUUUGAGGUAUAUGUACUGUAUGUAGAAAUGCAAAAGAUUUAUUGAUUGACAGGUGAUGUGUCGAUGGCCCAAUCAAAUGUUAAUAUGGACAAACGCAUGAUCUUUUUGUGGUUUCUGAAUCUAGUUUGACAUCUGUGGUGUUGUACAGUAUUUAUUUGUCUGAUUUCUCUUAUUUUUUAAAGCUUUCAAACAUGGUGCACUGGUCGGACUGACAAAUGAAGGCACCGCAUUAAAUUAAAUGGAAAAAGGGAAUAACUCAUUGCUUCAUCCAGCAGCAUCGUGUGUGUGUUUGUGUUGUUGUACUGCAAUGCUCUUUGUUGUUGCAAUUCUGCUGAAGAAAUGUAUAUAAAAAAUAUUGCAUUCA
Messenger RNA from Phyllopteryx taeniolatus (common seadragon), 4843 nucleotides. RefSeq names its product isthmin 2b (gene ism2b). The record is from RefSeq and is a predicted model, not a curated record. The coding region runs from base 758 to 2164 and encodes 468 amino acids. Lineage: Eukaryota; Metazoa; Chordata; Actinopteri; Syngnathiformes; Syngnathidae. The transcript is spliced from 6 exons.